AUGACCAGUGACCUUGUUUCUGUAUCGUCUGACGAUAAUGAUAUUGGUGGUGGUGGUGGUGAUUAUCCACUAGAGCAGGAUCAAGAUAGCAUUGGAGAUGACUAUUAUAGUCAACCUUUCACUCCAAUGACGUUGGACGAGCCUUGCCAUCCUCAAAAGAUGUUUAUCGACAGUGAACUAGGGAGACCGAUUGAUACAACAACAACAACAACAACAACAACAACAACAACAACAACAACAACAUCCACUCAUCAUCUGCAUGGAGAUGACCAAGCAAAGCUCAAAGAACUGCAGAGUAGGAUUCUCGAUCUCGAGAGCGUGAUUGAGCUACUCAAAUCUACACCCAAGGUUGAUAUCAUUGGAAAGUUAGAGUCACUCAAUGGCCCCAAAGCCAAGUGGUACAAGAGUGAGAUUGGGAAGGAUGGACUCUUGUUCCAUCUGGGAUAUCAGUCAGGUGGACUUUGA
Acytostelium subglobosum LB1 is the source of this 465-nucleotide messenger RNA. RefSeq lists its product as hypothetical. The record is from RefSeq and is a predicted model, not a curated record. NCBI's taxonomy places the organism in Eukaryota, Evosea, Eumycetozoa, Acytosteliales, Acytosteliaceae. The coding region runs from base 1 to 465 and encodes 154 amino acids. The transcript has 3 exons.